GCAUUUAUGCCCUUGACAUUGUUUGGUUUUACAUUCAAGUUCUCGGAUUGACAGUUUGGUACUAAAACUAGCAGAUUUUUCUCUACAUUCUAAGUUGAUUCUUAUGCAUUAAACAAUAUAUAUAUUUUCUUUCUAUGCACUCUUAUCAGCACUCAUCACCAAUAAGCAAGAGUUGUCAACAGAUCGUUCUUCUUUUUUUGUAAGAGGAGCAGCGAGCCAUGGCAGAAAAUUCUCUUGCACUUGAUGGUUCCUGGCUGCGCAGACCUCCAAUACUUGACCAUUUUCAAGAAACUAUGACCCGAUUGCGGGGUCAAAGGACUUCAAAAACCACUUCCCUUACCUUCAUCUUCCUCUGUUUUGGGGUCCUCCUUUCUGUCAGAUGGUGCUUUCAACAGGCCUACAUGAAAGGUUCUGCUUCCCUUGAAGUGAUUCCAGCGACAAAAGGUCACAGGGAGACCCUGAAGAAAAACAGAGUCCAAUUAAAGUGCCCGGUUGGGGACAAGUUGCCUACCUGCCUGAAGAAUUACACGGCCCGGUCGGGGAUCGGGGAUUCGCCGUGGCGGGAGGAGGAGUGCCCGGGAUACUUCCGGUGGAUCCAUGAAGAUCUGAAGCCAUGGAAGGGUGGUGGAAUCAGCAGGGAAGUGGUGGAGAGUGCCAAAGAUGGUGCAAGUUUUAGACUAGUUAUAGUUGGGGGAAGAGCGUACAUAGAGAAGUACCAUGAUGCUUUUCAAACUAGGGAUGUUUUCACAAUAUGGGGGAUUUUACAGCUUCUAAGAUUGUACCCUGGAAGGCUACCAGACUUGGAUUUGAUGUUUAGGUGUGGUGACACUCAAGUGGUCAAGAAAAGUGAUUACAAUGGUUCAAAUGCCAAACCACCACCACCUAUGUUCGGCUACUGCAGAAACGAUGAGACACUCACCAUUGUGUUCCCUGAUUGGUCCUUCUGGGGUUGGCCUGAGAUUCACAUAAAACCGUGGGAGUCCUUGAUUGAAGAAUUGGAAGAGGGAAACAAGAAAUCGAUGUGGAUAGAGAGGGAGCCGUAUGCUUAUUGGAAAGGGAACAUAUAUACAAAUGCUCAAAGAGAAAGGCUUUUACAGUGUCAUCCAACAGACAAGCAAGAUUGGAAUGUUCGAAUAUAUAACGUGGAUUGGCAACAUGCACAUCAUCAAGGAUACAAGGACACAAAUUUAGCUGCUCAGUGCGCUCAUAGGUAUAAGAUAUAUGUGGAAGGAGUCACAUGGUCGGUCAGUAAAAAGUAUAUUCUAGCCUGCGAUUCUUUGUCUCUAUUUAUGAAGCCCUAUUACUAUGAUUUUUUCUCAAGAACUUUACUGCCUUUGAUCCACUACUGGCCCAUAAAUGAGAGAGAUGAAUGCAAAUCUCUUAAAUUUGCAGUUGACUGGGGCAACAAUCAUAUACGCAAGGCUCAAGAGAUUGGAAGAUCAGGCAGCAAUUUCAUUCAAGAGAAACUAAAGAUGAUUUAUGUAUAUGACUACAUGUUUCAUUUAUUAAAUGAAUAUGCAAAGCUAUUGAAAUACAAGCCAACUGUGCCUCCAGGAGCUGUUGAAGUGUGUUUAGAAACAAUGGCUUGCACAAGGAAAGUAAAUUUGGAGAAGAUGUAUAUGGUGGAAUCCAUGGUCGAGGGUCCUGCAGAUGCAGCACCAUGCAACCUUCCACCCCCUUAUGAUGCUCUAGAUCUUCGAUCUUUUCUUAAAAGAAAAGAAGCUUUGAUAAAGCAAGUGGAGGUUUGGGAAGAAAUUGGAAAUAUUGGAGAGGAGAUCUUUUAUAAACCUAAAUAAUAUUAAAAUUAAAUCUUCUUAAUUAGUAUUUGGGAACAUAAAUUUUAGAAUUAGAAUUUGGAUUUAUGUAACUUUAAAAGAAAUUCAAUCCAAUCUAUUCUACAUUUUUGUCUAAA
Messenger RNA from Malania oleifera, 1912 nucleotides. RefSeq lists its product as uncharacterized. The transcript has 6 exons. The record is from RefSeq and is a predicted model, not a curated record. The coding region runs from base 219 to 1796 and encodes 525 amino acids. Lineage: Eukaryota; Viridiplantae; Streptophyta; Magnoliopsida; Santalales; Ximeniaceae.